Molecule: messenger RNA, 3915 nt
Organism: Purpureocillium lilacinum
Lineage: Eukaryota; Fungi; Ascomycota; Sordariomycetes; Hypocreales; Ophiocordycipitaceae
Source: RefSeq, a predicted model, not a curated record
AUGCUUGAUCACCAGAGAUCGCUGCACGGCUCCUCAGUACUGAGCCUCUAUCUUACGGCUUCGACUCUAACUUGGGCUCUGCGAGUACGGACGCUAUACUUGGCGAGUCCCGGCAGCGAUGUGGCGUUCGCCGGCAUGCUCAUCCUUUCAAUGACUGCAGCGAUAUUUGUGCUUGACAUUGUCGGCCUGGGAAACUCCUCGGCCGCUGGAAAGUCUGUCCGCUCACCAGAAGAGUAUGCCAGUUUUUGGAGCAGAACGGCAUUUGUUUGGCUGCUGGACACAUUCCGGCUGGGAUACGCCAAGGUCCUCUCUGUGGACGACUUGCCGGCGCUGGACACUGCGCUGAGGAGCAGUGCGACGCAUGAGCAGCUUGAUUAUACCUGGAGAAAGGCGGAUCAUCGACAAAGUCACAGUCUCUUGCGCGCCAGCUUCGCCAGCCAUCGAUGGCCGUUCCUCUCGGCGGUUGUUCCGCGCCUUUGCUUGACGGCAUUCACCUUUACGCAGCCGUUUCUCAUCGCGGCCACCAUACGAUACGUGGAAGAAUCGCGGCCGGAUAAGCACGGUGGCGGGGGACUCAUUGCGGCCUGGGCGGCUGUCUACCUUGGGAUCGCGAUCAGCAACUCCACGUACAGAUACCAGCACUCUCGUUUCAGGACUAGAAUGCGAGGAAGCCUCGUGGCUCUGGUGUAUGAGAAGACGCUGGAGCUCCGCGCGGCAGAUAGGGGCGACACCACGGCCGUGACGCUUAUGGGCACUGACGUCGAGCGCAUCGCCAUGGGCAUGCAGUUCGUUCACGAGGUGUGGGCUUCCGUUCUCGACGUCGGCAUCGCGAGCUGGCUUCUCGGGCGACAGCUGUACCUAGCGUGCAUUGCGCCUAUUGUCCUCAUCCUUGUGUUUGUUGCCGCGACGUCCCGAUUGUCUGUGCAGGCCAAGGACGCCCAACGCCGGUGGGUUGAAAAGGUCGAGAAGCGCCUGCAAGCUACCUCGGCGUUUCUCGGAGACAUCAAGGCUGUCAAGAUGCUCAACUUGUCGGACGUCAUGCAUAAGACGAUCCAGGGCUUGCGAAAGGAGGAAGUUGAUACGUCGCGCAGCUUCAGGAAGCUUUUGGUGUCGACACUCCUGUUUUCAAUCACGCCGCUGAAUCUCGCUCCGGUACUGACGUUUGCCGUGUACGUCAUUAUUGCGCUGUUCUGGAAGAACGAGUCGCUGCUGGCUGAAAAGGCAUUCACGUCGAUUGCACUGAUAUCCCUGCUCACGACUCCAGUCGUCAUGUUUGUCCAGGGCCUGCCAAUUGUGAUUCAGUGCAUCGGCAGCUUUGAUCGCAUACAUGAGUACUGCAACUACAGCGACAACGCCACAGGCACAGAUGAGCUGUUGACGACUGGCGAAUCCGACCACCACGCUGACGGAUCUGGUGCUGCGGGACAGCGCAGUUUCGCCUGGCGCCGAGGCGGCGACGCAGUGCUGAAGGACAUCUCACUAAGGUUCGCACCGGGAACCGUGACAGCUCUCAUAGGCCCGGUUGGGAGUGGAAAGUCGGCGUUGCUCCAGAGUCUACUUGGCGAGCUGAGCGUAGUCACUCCUGCCGGAGCUGUGCUGGAAGAACGUCUCCUGGACCAAAACGGCGGCGCGGCAUAUUGUUCCCAGGAGCCUUGGCUGGAAAAUGGGACGAUCCGGCAAAACGUCAUUGGGGCCUAUCCAUACGAGGAGUCUUGGUUCAACAGGGUUCUGAGCCAACGGGACUUGACAGCAGUGGGCAGCAAAGGCCACAGCCUCAGUGGCGGUCAGAAGCAGCGAGUCGCAAUCGCACGCGCGGUCUAUUCAAGGCAGUCAUUGGUCCUCCUGGACGACGUCUUCAGCGGCAUGGACGCUCGCACAUCUAGACUGGUUGCGAGUGGACUACUUGGGAGCGACGGGCUGCUUCGAAAUUCACAUGCUACAGUAGUACUGGCAACGAAUAAUAAAACCGUUAUGGCUUUGGCGGACAGUAUCAAGGUCCUCAAGGACGGAUAUAUGAUGGACACAAGACCUGAUAAUGGUCGCCUAAUAGCACAGAAGUUGAUACACCAAGGGGACGCAGUGGGGGAUGUGUAUCAAGACGGUGAAGAUGACUCUUCAGAGCAGGGAGAAGAAGACGAUGUCAUCUCACACAGCGCCAAUGGUUUUGCGCCAGCCACAAAGCAGGACCCGAGCGAUACGGACAGCCACGACGACAGCCGCAGGCGUGGGGACAAAGAAGUAUACAAGUACUACUUCACCAGCUCUGGCUACACGGUAGUUAGCAUGUUCGUCUUGUUCAUGGUGCUGUGGACGUUUUGCACCGAGUUCUCUGCGAUAUGGAUCAAGUGGUGGUCUGCUGCCAACGCAGAGCAGCCAAAUCAGAAUGUCGGCAUGUACCUGGGCGUCUAUGCGAUUCUCGGAAUUGCGGGAAGCAUGAGUGCAUGUGGUACUGCAUGGUUUGCGUUUAUCAACAUCAUCUCCAACUCGGCGAUGAAACUGCACGCAGAUAUCUUGCAGACAACGCUCCGGGCGUCCUUUCGAUUCUUGUCGACCGCAGACUCUGGGAGUCUAUUAAACCGAUUCAGCAAGGAUAUGGAGCUCGUCGACAUGGAGCUCCCGUCAGCCAUGGUUAACUGCGUCUCUUCCGUCUUCGCAUGCAUCGGAAAACUCGUCCUGAUAGAAGUGUUCUCACAGUAUUUCGGAAUAUUCUUACCUGUUCUGUGCCUAGCCUUGUACGUCAUACAGAGCAUCUACCUCAAGACCUCACGCCAGGUGCGGCUGCUUGGAAUUGAGGCCCAAGCCCCUCUCUACAAACGCUUUACCGAGACUGUUGACGGUGCGGUAACGAUACGCGCAUUCCGAUGGCAGCGAGAGUACCUGCGCCGUCAAUAUGGUGUCAUCGACGCCUCCCUCAGACCGACGUAUAUACAAAGUUGCAUCCAGAACUUGCUCGGAUUUGUGCUUGACUGCACGGUCGCGGCAGUUGCUGCCGGUCUUGUUGCAACGGUCGUCGUGUGGAGAGACAAGUUCAGCACAGGCAGCGUCGGUGUAAGCCUGGUCACCGUCGUGGGAUUUAGCGAGACUCUGGCGCGUUUGGUGCAUUCGUGGACCGGCCUGGAGUCGAGUAUCGGGGCCGUAUCGAGAGUCAAACGCUUCGUGGACGAGGUACCUCUAGAAGAUACUGGCAGCAAGCAACCGUUGCCUCGUGGCUGGCCAGAGACUGGCAGCAUCGAGAUUUCGGAGCUCGUGUCCGCAUACAGCCCGGACGAUAUCCCAACGUUGGAUGGUAUUUCGUUUUCCGUCGGCCAAGGAGAGCAUGUCGCUAUAUGCGGUCGCACAGGGAGUGGCAAGAGCUCGCUGCUUCUCACUCUCCUGGGUAUGAUGGAGGUACGAGGAGGAAAUAUUUGCAUCGGUAACAGGGAUGUGUCGGAGAUACUCCCAGAUCUUGUGCGUUCGAAGAUCAGCGUGGUCUCGCAGGAGCCGUUCCUCUUCCCAGGGACGAUUCGUUCCAAUAUCGACCCGUUAGGUGAGCUAUCUCACGCACAACUGGAGGAUGCACUCGUGAAGGUGCGCAUGUGGGAUCUUGUCGAGGCAAAAGGCGGUCUGGACACGGAUAUGGACGCGGCCUCCUGGUCAGCAGGACAAAGGCAGCUGCUUUGCUUCGCCCGAGCUCUGGCGAGGAAGUGCAUCAUAUUGCUUCUGGACGAGGCCACGAGCAAUAUGGACGAAGACACGGAGCGUCUCAUGGAGGGAAUAAUCGAGUCCGACUUUCGGCAUUGCACCGUGCUUGCCGUCAUGCACCGUCUCGAACACGUUGUCAGGUAUGACAAGGUGGCACUGCUCGACAGCGGCAAGCUGAAAGAAUAUGGGAUGCCACGAGACCUGAUAGCCGCAGAUGGCGAGUUUGCCGCGUGA